Molecule: messenger RNA, 8709 nt
Organism: Scylla paramamosain (green mud crab)
Lineage: Eukaryota; Metazoa; Arthropoda; Malacostraca; Decapoda; Portunidae
Product: AF4/FMR2 family member lilli-like
Exons: 21
Coding region: 1-5139 (1712 amino acids)
Biological process (GO): regulation of gene expression
Cellular component (GO): nucleus; super elongation complex
Source: RefSeq, a predicted model, not a curated record
AUGUCUCGUGAGGAACAGUCGCGGGAGAGGGAGCGAGAACGUCAGCGGGCGCGGGAGAAGCGGGAGGUGCUGUCAGGCCUGAACGAUCGGGACACCCAGCCCGUGGUGUUCGGCGUGGUGCGGCGCUCCCCCACCGUCAACAAGGUGGAGAGGAUACUCGGAGACUACGAAUCCUUCAGACUGGGCGCCCCCAACACACCCCGCACCGCACAGGACCAGGAUGCCGCCUCCGCCACGCAGCACCCCAAGCCCCCUCACCCCUCCAGCACCCCUUCCUCGUCCUCAUCCUCGUCUUCUAAGUCGUCACAGCCCCCCCAGUCAUCCCCGGGCACGACCACACGCCCCCCGAAGUCCCAGCCGGUGUGCAUCAAGCCCCCACAUCCCCCCUCGACCCACGCCCACACUAAGAAUGGCGAGGUGAAGGGGAACCUCAAAGGAGGACCUGGACCGGGGCCGGGAGACGGGGGACCUGGGGGAGGGGGAAGGAAGUCGGCUGUCACUAAGGGUCUGCCGCCUCUCAAAGUGGACGGGUCGGGCACGGGACAAAUGGAUCCGAAAAUACAGCAGAUUAUGUCCGAGAUGACGGUGAGGGAUCCGGUGUCCGCCAUUGUGCAGACCCCCCGCCACGACCACCCCCAGUUCACCUACGGGCACUCUGCUACAGCCACUGCCGUCGCCGCCGCCGCCGCCGCCGCUGCCGCCGCCGCCGCCGCCUCCUCCAGGGCAGUGCCGCGUACAGGGCCGCCCCGCGUGCCCUGCGUGCCCUUCAAGGCUGCCACCCGCCUGAGCGGGGCUGCCCCAGGCAUGCGGAUGUACCAGGGCCCCCCUCAGGCUCAGGGGAGGUCGCCCCCGCCGCCCAGCCGCGCCGAGGCUCCACCACACCUGCCUCAACCCCGCAGCGCCCCCCACCACCACCCCCACAGCCGUCCCGCCCCUGCCCCGCCAUCACGCCCCCACCACAGCCACCACAGGACUGGCCAUGGCCACCACAGCCGCCACCACAGCCGCCACCACCACCGCCACCAGUGCGGCUCGUCAGGGGGGAGGGGGGAUGGGCCCUACCCCCAGGUGCCACCAGGCAUGGCCACCCCUGAUCCCUCCCCCCUGCCCCCAGCACUACCAUCACCACCACCUUGCUGCAGGAAUGAAAUUACUGGGGAGGGCAAUGGGCAGCAAUGCACAAGAGGGUGGGGGGAGAGGGUAGAGGGUAACCAGUGUGUCCCAACACUUCUGUGGCGGACGUCUGAGUCUUCUCGGUCCAGGCAGUCACAGUCACAAGUCCUUGCCACCCUCACAUUGCCUCCCUUAUCACCAGGAAGCUCAGAAAUGCUGGACAACGGCAGCCACAUUAAUGAUGAGCUGAGGCUUUCGGAGGACAGCGAUGAGGAGGAGCAGGGUAAUGGCAGCACAGGGGGAAGCACAGGUCACACUGUAGGCUCAGGGGGAGCAUUUGGCACCCCCCAGGGCCACCACAAGUCCUCCAUGGGACCAGCCUCCAACAGCAUGGUGCCCCUGUCCCCCAUCUCCCCCAAGUCCUCAGAUGAGUCCUCCACCUCUGAGGAUUCCAGCGACGACUCGGAGGUGUCUUCCAAUAACUCCACCGACGAGGAGCAGGUGGAGUGCUCCCCCAAGCACCCGGAGAACAAGUCCGACGCAUGGAAGCUGGACAACUUCAUGACCUUCAGGAAGACCAACUCACCCAUGUCUGUUGGGGGUGCCGGCACGGGGCCGCAGCGUACGGAGGAGCAGCAGCCGCAGGACGCCAAGGAGCCGCUGCCACCGCUGCCACGGGAGCGCACAGAGCGCAAGGUGGCCAAGAACACAUCAGCUGGCAGCUCCCACCACGGCGGCCGCAGCGGCCAGGAGGGGCGGGGCUGGGCCAAGCAGGACAAGGCAGGGCUGUACGAGGACUCCUCUGGCGAGGAGCAGCCCCACCCUCGCCCCAUCCCUCGGGUGUCUGCAGAGGUGCGCCAGACACCCAAGCACGGCCGGGACCCCCCAGGCCGGCCCCGCCUGCCCAAAGCCAAGGCCCCUGCCACCCACUACCAGGACAGUGACUCAGACAGCGAUGCCCCGCCACCCCGUAAGAGCCAGCCGGCGGCCAAGGCAGCAGCCCCGCAGGACACGGACAAGUCCCCCAAGGUGAGUGCCGCCCCACCGCCCCGUGAGGCUCCUAAGAAGUUCCCUCGGAAGCGGUCUGACUCCCGAAAGGGCGGCCACUCAGGUGCCAAAUCGGAGGGCAGCCGGGGGCGGCCACGGCGGCCCCGGGAGUUCCAGUCCCAGGAGACUGUGUACGACUCAGACAGUGACCGGUCCGUGGACGUGACCACUGCCUCGCCAGAGAAGACCGUGGGGCGCGGCACCCCCUCCCGGACCUCCUGGGAGGCCACCCGCACCACGGCCAGCCCCCUCAAGCCUCCAUCGGCCAGCCCCCAUGUGUCACCCCGUGUGCCACCCAUGGCCAACAAGGCCAAGCGCGCCGUUGCUGCCCCUGCCGGGCUCAGCUCAACACUCGGCUCAGACUCCCCCGUCAGCAAGAGUGAAGACGAGCCUGAGUCCCUGGGCCAGGGCGGCUCCCAGCGGCCCGAGGCAGCCCGGGGCAGCAGCAGCAGCAGCAGCAGUAGCAGCAGCAGCAGCAGUAGCAGCAGCAGCAGCCUGAGCAGCAGCAGCGGCAGCAACAAGGGGGCGCUGGUGAACCGGGCGUUUGGCGCGGCGGCCAAGAAGGACCGGGCCAGCCGGGACCAGGAAGCGGUGGAGGCCAAGAAGAAGGCCAAGGGGGAGAUGCAACGGCCGGGGGCCGGGGCCAACAGGAGGGACAGGAGUGACAAAAGUAGUGCAGAGCCAAAAGUGCCCAUACCACAGGUACAAUUUGUGGACGGUUACCCCCGCCUCACCUGUACAAUUCCCCUCAGCUUUAUUGACAAAGUGCCCAAGCCUAGUGUUAGUGGUGCGCCCUACCCUGUAAAUACGGUGAAGAGUGAGAUCAAGGUGGAGCAGGAGGACGAGGAGGACGAGGAAGAGGAGGAGGAGGAGGAGGAGGAACGGAAGACUGUGCUGGACAACAGGACUAAAGAGGGGAAGGGCAAGAGGAAAGCCAGUGAGCCGGGCACCAAGGCCACUGAGGACGAGUCAAAGCGGAAAAUUAUCUUCUCCAUAUUUGGCAACGUGAAGCGGCAGGACCAUGAGAGUGACGACGACAAGGUCAAGCGAGAGGUGAAGAAGGAGGAGGAGGAGAGCGAGGAGGAGCGCGGCGGCCGGUCCUCCUCCCUGCGGCCCACUGUCACCAUCAAGCAGGAGCCAGGGGAGGCCACACCCGCAAGACAACCGGUCCUGGCCAGCCCGCGGUCCCCUGUCUCGGACACCUCCAUCUCCCGCCAGCACCGCAAGAAGAAGCAAGAGAGAGCGUCCCCCACCAGGGAGAGGAAACGACCAAAGAAGGGCAGUGAGCGCCACCCACAGGAGAGCUUGGGCCUCCCCGGUGGUGGCAGCAGUGCAGAGGGUCGGGGGCGGCGGGAUGGCAGCGUGGAGAGUGAGAAGUGGUCCAGGAAACGAGCACAUGAGCGGGACAGCAGUCUGGAGAGCACCAGGAGCAACUCCCGGGCGAACAGCGAGUGCGGGGAGAACCACAGCAAGAAGCCGAGGAUGUGCAAGAGUCUGGGCACGCCCGACGCCAUAGCCAGCAGCCCCUCCAGCUCCAGGGCGGCCAGCCAGCGGUCGGCAGAUGACACGCACCACAGCUGGCCGCAGGAGAAGGAGGACCCCACUCAGCUGAAGCACCCACAGAGACCCCAGCAUUCUCAGCAAUCUAGUCAGUAUUCCCACAAGGGCUUCAAUGGAGUGGCGGAGGAGUCGGCACUGAGUCACCAGGAGGCGGAGUACAGCGAGGAGGCGGACACCAGUGCCACCCCCUCUGGGCCACGCUCUGCCGCCACCCACCCGCGACUUUGUGGCAAGGACAAGGUGGAUGAGAGUGGUAGCACCCCUUGUGGUGACAGCAGCGGCUACACAACAUCCAGGCCGGUGUCUGAGCACGAGUCCAGGGUCAGCUACCGGUCAGGGGAGCAGGCGGCCAAGGUGCCAGAGUCAUCGGAGGCACCAUGGCACCCUGGGAACUUAGCGGCACCACACGGCCAGCGGUUACCAGGGCCGAGCACCACGCCGAACACCACAGCCAGCGCCGCCCUUCCUCCCUCCAGGCCAGCCGGGGACCAGGCAUUAUUGCAUGGACACUAUGCAAACCAACAAGAGCGACAGUAUACAUCCUAUAUUGAAAGGAGAAUACCAGAAAUUAACAGGGACUACAACUGCUACCUGAACCGGGCCAAGCAGCUGAAACACAUCGCGGACGAGGAAACGGACCGGUCCAUGCAGGCUAUGAAGUACCUGGAGGCGGCGCUGUACUUCAUCCUGAGUGGCAAGGCGAUGGAGACAGACCACGAUGCCUCGGCCUCGCUCACCAUGUACAAGGACACGCUCCAUUUCAUCAAAUGGGUUUCCUCUGUGUUUAGGAGAGAAAACCAGGAAGGCUCCAUUAAUGCUAAGUUGGCUGUUAUAAGUUUGCGGUGCCAGAGUCUGUUGUCACUCAAGAUCUAUCAGAUGCGUCGGUUUGAGCACAAAGACAACCAGAGGCAGCUCAACAAGUACUUCCAGAACCUUAGCAAGCCUGGGAACAUGGAACCCAGCGGAGGCAACGGGCAGCAGUGGGGGGGCCAGCGGGGGGCGGGCUCCCCUUCACACCCCUCCCAGACCCCCUCCCCUGCUGGGUCAGUGGGGUCGGAGGGCUCACAGUCCUCUGGCUACACCACCAGCACAGAGGGUCGCUCCAAGGCUGGCGGGUCGGCGCCCCCCGUGGGCCACACGCCGCCACACCCACAGCCGCCCCAGGGUGCCCACGCCUCGGUGUCGGUGGUGUCUGUGCCGGCCAACAUCCACACCCUCAUCAUCAAGCAGAAUUACCUGUCCAGCCACCUGGCAUCUGCACACGACAUGUGGAUGGAGGCCGACGAGUAUGUCUCCAAAAACAACAUCAAAGAUUUCUUUGAUGAGUUGGACCACCAGGCGAGCCCUCUCACGCUGCACUCCUCCCUGCCGGAGCUGGUCAUGUACGUGCAGUGUGGCCUGCACCGCAUCAAGGCCUAGCUGCCGCCCCCCCCCUGGCUGCUGCUCCCCCCUCCCCAGCACUGGGGGGACGGGGGGUGGGGCGGGGCGGCACGCCGGCCCCAUGCCUUGUUAGCGGAGAAGUGAGCGCCGCCGCCGCUGCCGCCGCAGUGGUCGGGGCGGGGCGGGGCGGGGCAGCCUCGCUGCUGGAUCCAGAUACUCAAGGAAGAACUCUCAUUAGUUACAGUAGUGUAGUGCAAUCAGACGGUGUCAAGUUAUUGUGGGUUGUUCCCAGGCCUCGGUGCGGCGAGUGGCGCUGCGCCGAGCGUCUGCGGCGUGCAUUGCGUUACGUGCAGAGCGGGGGCCCAAGAUCCCGAACGUUUGGCUUCCUUGUGUGACAACUGUGAUGCCUUAUCAUUAAAUUUAGUUACGAAUGGUUUUAUACAGAUAGUCGACAUUUUUUUUUAUUUUUCUUUUGUUAUACUUCCCACCCAAAAUGUACAAAUUUGCUGAGAGGUCCAUAAGUGUGAAGACAUUGCCUUGUGUGCUCACGUGGAGCACACUCCAGCCGUCAGCCAGCAGACCAGCGCCCUGCGGCCUCCCUCCCAAGUGGCCCCGGGCAGCGCCAGCCGCCGGCGGGGGGAGCGGGGCCAGGACGCCCCAGCUGGCCUCCCGCCUGCUGCCACGGGCCCAGCGAAGCGCUGCGCGGGCUUGGCCGGACGCCAGUUCUCAACAGAUACCUCUAAACGUUUUGUAGCGGAGGCACGGCAGCGGUGGCACACACGGCUUGCUCCGGCACGCCCGGGGCAGCGCCGCGGUGGCGGUGGUGCAGACGUGAGGGCCGGCUGGGGGGGUCGUGCGCCGGCCUCCCUCCCUCCCUCGGGUGACCUUCUUGGCAACUCAAUAUUGUGGCAUGUACUGAGCACACACUCCCUGCCAGAUGUAUAUUUUUGUACAUAUAUUGAAAUUUGAUAAUGGUACUGACCAUGAUGAUGUUACUGAUAUAGUACUUUGUACUGGGCUUUAAUUCCCAUGGAAACCCCGAACUUUUGUAACUAACAAAAGUUGAUAAUUUGAAUGGCAAUGUUUUCAAUUAUUUUGUCCCCCGGGGCAAUAUUGUUAAGUAUACUUAAUUUUAUCGAUGCUCAUAUGCUCGUUAUAGAUGAUAUAAAGUUGAUAUUUGUACUUGUAGACUUAAAACUCUAUCGAACCAGGAAUGCAUUAAAUUAUUUUCUCGUCACAAACCCGAUGGGAGUCGCUCCCACGCCCGACAAAAAGCCGUCACGCUUUGUUUCCGUGGUUGUCUCCGACUGGCCAGACUCCGGCAGCCCUGGACCCCGGCCCGGCCCGGCGACCGUCCGGCAGCUGGUUCACUACAAGUACGUCGGUGGCCGCGCGUCACCUGGUCUCUGUGAUGACCGCCGCAACACAACACAUGUCCUGGUCUUCUGCCUUGUCACUUCCUCAUCCAUAUCACAAGAGUAUUGUUCAUUUGUUGUAUAACGUUUCAUCUCAUUACAUCCACACGGUGAGCUUCUGUCAGCGCCGCCGCCUCGGGCCGCCCAACAUUGGCGUAUUCUCAUUUGGUUGCCGAGGAUGCUCCGCUGCCACACCCCCCCUGCCGCCGCCGCUGCUGCUGCUGUCUGCCAGGGCAGUAGUGGUGGCAGCAGCGGCGGCAGUGGCGGUGGCAGUGUGGCGGUGGGGGCACCUCGCCAGGGACACAAGCUGCUCCUGUCCUGUCACCGUUCCGUCUUCCCAGGAAGCUGAGGCGCCGGGGACUCUCUCUCCGCCUGUGUUGUGUUGUUUUCCUUCCUCCUUCCCUCCUUCCUUCCUUCCCUGUUUUCAUUGGCAAAGCCAAAGCUGGUUUAUAUUAUCUGAGAAGUCUGUUUGUUCACUGGUUCUUCACUCCUAAAGUUGAACCUUUGAGUUCAGUAUUGUUUGUAAAUUUAUUUAUUUAUUUAAAAAAGUGUUAGCAUUCAAUAUUUUAUUUAAUAAUAUACUGAAAUGUUGGUGCAGGUAGACAUUGUGUCCUUGGUGAAACAGGGUACUGCUGGGGUGGCCAGGCCGGGGUGCUGGGCCUGGCCGGGGUGGUGGUGGUGGUGGUGGUGGUGGUGGUGGUGGUGGAGGCAGUGGGGGUGAUGGUGGUGGAGGAGGGCAGCCAGCCAGUGUGGUGGCUGCCUGACUCACCAGUAUUAACAUGGGACACACACACACUCCCGUGCUCACUGGGAGCUUACUGAUGCACAAAGUGAAACAAACACUGCAACACCACCUGGGAAACACUGCAAGCAAUACUGUAACAAACGCACACCAUCUUCACCACACACACACACACACACACACACACACACACACACACACACACACACACACACACACACACACACACACACACACACACACACACACACACACACACACACACACACACACACACACACACACACACACACACACACACACACACACACACACACACACACACACACUGCCACCUCUCACUGCCAACACUAUAGAAUAUAUGUGACAUUGUUUUGUUUUGAGAAUUGUAGUGUGUACAAUUUGUCGUAGAGCCACCAGCCUUUGUAUUGGUCCCGUGAGAAGUGUGUUACGAAGUGCUGGAACCUGAGUGACUUUGGGUAUGGUGUUAUUAUACAGUGGUGGUGAUGAUAGUGGUGAUGAUGAGACAUGAUGCAUUUUCAGAGUCUGCCAAAGGUGAACAAUAACAGAAAUAUGAAGAUGAGUUUUGAUUUUUUUCUCUGCUUCCUCCUUCUUGUGUUUGUCAGUCAGUCAGUCAGUCAGUCAGUCAGUUUCUCCGUCAGUCAGUCAGUUUCUCAGUCAGUCAGUCCAUCAGUUCAUGUUUCCAUCUUUCUCUGUCGCCAAGACCAGCUGUCACUGUCUUGAAGUGUUUGAGUACAAGGACAAGUCUGAGCAUGUGAAGGACUGCAAAGUGAAGAAGGAUGGUGAAGGAAGCUGCUCAAAGGAGACACGUUGAUCUUGGACUGAAAGAGUGAAGGAUAUUUUUUGUCGACAAGAAGGAAGGUUACCAACACACCAGGUACAGUCCAGCAAACACCCCACACACCACCCCAGCCUGCCCCAGCACCUCAGGGGGUGGGCAGGGGAAGGAGCCUCACCCACUCCCUCACCCACACCCCCACCACCAUCUGCUCCCCCACCACUCCUCCUAGACAUAUCCAGCAGCCAGGGAGCCGCUACAGCCCCACAUGUUCCUCUGCACCGGCCAUCCACAUCCCGUCAUCCACAUCCCUCCCUCGCAUACUGUGGCACACUCGGGCUACCGCCGUGGUGGGGCCGCGGCGGGCGUGCCAGCCACACCCGCCGCUCACCUGCACCACCACCACCUCUUACAGAAAGUGUCCUUCCUAUAAUCCAUACUCUCUGACCUUAUUUAUUAUGACUUAAGUAGUGGUUAUCAUUUCCGUGUUUUUUGGGCACCUUUUGUUGAGGAACCCGAAAGCUGUACAAAAGGACAGUCUUAUUUCAAAUCUAUGCCAAGAUUGUAUCUACAAUAAGUAAAUGAAUAAUAACACAUGCACAGUUUGCUGUUUUACAGAUAUAUCAUGUAAAUAAUAAAGUAUUUCUUAUGUU